GAUACUUCACCAUGAAAUGCUUGCUACCGGAAGUAAAGUGUUGCUGCUGCUGAACAGCAUGGAGUAACUUGAAUUGAUAUUAUGGUUGUGUAUUCAUUUCAACGAUACAAUUUACAUUCCCGGGGACACCGAGAUAUACAGAGUUCAAAUCUUCGUCUGAAUCGUUAUAACAUCCUGGGCCCACGCAAAGACACAAGUGGACACAAAUGAUGGCUGCCUCUGGGAAAAUCGCCUCCUUCCGUCUGCCUCCCUUACCCACCAUCGGCGAGGUGAUAAAGCUGUACAAACUACGAGCCACCAAACAGCUGUCCCAGAACUUUCUCUUGGAUUUGAGACUCACAGACAAAAUCGUGCGGCAGGCGGGUAAUUUGAAGGGGGCCCACGUCUGCGAAGUGGGCCCUGGUCCCGGCGGGCUGACGCGCUCCAUCCUGAACGCGGGGGCUGCAGACCUGCUGGUGGUGGAGAAGGACACCCGCUUCAUCCCCGGGCUCCAGCUCUUGUCGGAGGCCGCACCUGGAAAGCUGAGGAUCGUCCACGGUGAUAUCCUUACUUACAGAAUGGACCGGGGAUUCCCAUCCGUCAUCUCAAAGCCAUGGGAGGAAGAUCCACCAAACCUCCACAUCAUCGGGAACCUGCCCUUCAACGUGUCCACGCCACUCAUCAUCAAGUGGCUUGAGCACAUGGCCAACCGAACCGGGCCCUUCGCCUUCGGACGCACCAGGCUGACCCUGACCUUCCAGAAGGAGGUGGCCGAGCGGCUGACGGCCAGCACGGCCAGCAGACAGAGGAGCCGUCUGUCCGUCAUGGCCCAGUACCUCUGCACCGUGCACAGCUGCUUCACCAUCCCCGGCCGGGCCUUUGUCCCCAAGCCCGAGGUGGAUGUUGGAGUCGUCCACUUCACUCCGCUGGCUCAGCCCCAGAUCCAGCAGCCCUUCAAGCUGGUGGAGAAAGUCGUCCGCAAUGCUUUCCAGUUCCGCAGGAAGUACUGCUACAGAGGCUUAGAGUUGUUGUUUCCCGAGGCGAGGCGUCCGGAGCUGGCCGAGGCGAUGCUGCGGCAGGCGGACGUGGACCCCACCCUGCGGCCCACGGAGCUGACCCUGGGCCACUUCAGGGCCCUGGCGGACGCCUACGCCGGCCUGUGCUCCCUGGACCCCGGCCUCGCCGCCUACGAGUUCCGGGAGGAGCUGAGGCUCAAACGCAUCAUACGGAAAACGGGCUCGCCCGCUCCACCCUACCCCCCCACCGGGGGGUAGCCCGCUGAGAAGAGGCCUGGCCAUGGCAGCCCCGAAUGGACUGCAGGGAGUGGAAUGGACAGCUCCCUCAUCCCUUCAUCGUGUUUUUUUGACCUUCCACGAAUGGUAUUCCACGUGAGCCGUACGAUUAAUAUGGAGACAGUAUCUGAGAGUUUAGAAACAGGUUAGCACAGAACCAGGUGUUUUUGUUCCUGGCGGAUUUCAAUUGUAAGAUGGAGUGACAAACUGGAGCGCUCAAAGCAAAGAGUUUUGCUGCAGGGAGCUUGGCAGCCUUCCAAGCCCAUGCGACAAUGGUUACCUCUGAUCCAACUCUCACAACACCUUGUCCUGUGGGAGCUAAAAAAAAGGGAAGUCAGAAAGCAUUUUCUGGAUGAUUUGGAGAAUGGGAACAAGAUAGCAGCACUGUAUAAUCCAGGCCAUUUCCUCGCUGUGUAUUACUUAUUCACCAGGGAGGGAGAGGAAAAAGUGAGAAAGUGCUGUGGAUUUGUCAGCCUUAGAAGUUCUCCUGUGGUAUAAAAGAUUGACGGCUCGUGUCUCUACAAUGAAACUUUCUAUUAGUUUUCUGACUACUGUCCUUUCAAUGUUCAUUACCAGUGUCUUUUGUUUUAGAUACAUGUGUGAACCACAAUACAAAUAAUGUUUGAAAUGUAUUGUAUGUACAAUAAAUCUUAACAGCCUCUGAGGUGCAGAAAAUU
Gadus macrocephalus (Pacific cod) is the source of this 1948-nucleotide messenger RNA. RefSeq names its product transcription factor B1, mitochondrial (gene tfb1m). Gene Ontology annotation, molecular function: mitochondrial transcription factor activity; rRNA (adenine-N6,N6-)-dimethyltransferase activity. Gene Ontology annotation, cellular component: mitochondrial matrix. Gene Ontology annotation, biological process: rRNA methylation; transcription initiation at mitochondrial promoter. NCBI's taxonomy places the organism in Eukaryota, Metazoa, Chordata, Actinopteri, Gadiformes, Gadidae. The transcript has 8 exons. The record is from RefSeq and is a predicted model, not a curated record. Bases 207 to 1253 code for a protein of 348 amino acids.